This is a messenger RNA of Ciona intestinalis (vase tunicate), 3859 nucleotides long. The record is from RefSeq and is a predicted model, not a curated record. NCBI's taxonomy places the organism in Eukaryota, Metazoa, Chordata, Ascidiacea, Phlebobranchia, Cionidae.
AUAGAACAAAAGGAUGCUAUCACUCCAAGGUGUGAAUUGCUCAGCUUGAAUUACAGGUCAAAUUUCGAUCAAAGAAUUGUAAUUGCGUGUUUCAUUUACGGGUCACGCUUUCAUUCGGCCUACUGAAAUGAUAAUAAUCGCUACAGAAUAUCGAAACUAUGCCCCGAUCUUCCCAAUCUCCAUUCUCCCGAAUUCCAAGUAUCAUCUUGUUUGUUAUCGGUGUGUAUUGAUAACGUUAUUCCAUCACUGUUGCGUAACAUUGCUUAGCAUAUGUUAUUACACGCGACUAAUUUCAUGAAACCGAUACACUAUACGACGUUGAUACAUUUUCUAUUGCUAAAUAUAAAGUUUGAAUAGCCAACUUUUUAAUAAACGAGUGACGCAUGUUGUGGCGAAAACAGCGUUACUUUUUUCCUUUAAAAAAAACAUACAUAUUUUAUUGAUGUUGUCCGAGCACUCUCCACAAUACCAGUAAAAGCAGCUUUAUAGAUAAAGCAUGUGUGUGUAACAGCCAUAGAAAACUAGAUUGUCUAUUUAAAUAUGUGUUGUUGCAAAAUAUAGAGAAGAUGAAAUAUUUGAGGCACAGCCCUUUAUAACUUGUAAAAAUAAAUAUUACUAGACAAUUUUAGUGGAGAGGUUUGUUUGUAUGUAAACAAUAAAAAAAUUGUUGAAAAUUGAAAACAAAUUGUUUAAAAUCAGACGAUGGUCAUCUAAAAUCGUGGGAUCAGACAAGAAGGGAAAUGGGGUGUGGCGAUUUGACGAGAUUAAGCAGACACAGCUAGUCGGCUGAAAAGAAAUCGUAACUUUACGUUUCCGAAUCAUCUUCUCACAAUCCUUACGGCUGUGUAGGGGGUCUUUUGUCCAGGUGCGAUGCCGAGUAAUCGUAUCCAGUCGCGGUGAGAGCAGCUCCCUUUAGUUGAUUCUGUGGCGAAAUGUUUAAACGAUGUUGGGCGGUACCGGUGUUGCUGGUGUUUUGGUGUGUUUGAAUAAACAAUGACUGUUUCCAUAAGUCGUGAUGAAGAUAUAGUCCGAACAGGUGGCGAAAGCAGCAAAUAUUUUUAGGCGCGGCAGAACUGAAAAAAGUUCUUAAUGGUGUAGCAGGAAAAUAUUCAGCUUACUACAAACUUAACUUUACUUAUUCAAACAUUAACAAGGGCAGAUUAGAAUAGGAAAAAUGUCCUUGAAAUAUUUACUGCUAAAAAAACUUGUAUUUCUGUUGGUUCAUAUUGUUUUUUCUAAACCGCUAACGAACUAUCAAAACGAUGGUGAUCUUCUUCAUUCUAUCAGUGACAUCCAAGCAACGCAAAACAUUCCAACUUACGACGACGCAAGAUCUUCGGUGCAAAUGUCGAAAAUCGAGCUGAAACCUGCAGAACAGAAAAGUUUAUCGAAUGAUGAUCGGAAUCACUAUUUGACUGCGACGCCACAAAAACCCAGAGAAAGAGAGUCACCGUUACACUUAAUGGAAAGAUGGAAACGCUCUUUAGAAGACAUCGACGUCCUCGUCUUAGAUUCUCUAAACAGUCGGACAGGUUUAAAAAUGACAACCGAGGAUUAUGAGGAACUGUCACCUCAGUUUCGGAAUUUUCUUCGGUCGGAAAUAAAUGUGGUUUCCCACCAAAGGUCCGGAAGAGGCGUACAAGCGAGGACAAGCCUGAGCAUCAGUGUAAAUGUUCCUCACUUCUUUUACCGAGAGGGUUCAGGUCCAGCAGGAAUAAUUAACAACCCUGUGCAGAUUAACGCACCCACCGGCAUCGAGUUUGUGUUGAUCGAGUCAUUAAAUAUUUUGGACACCGAUAGAGAAAUACUUGCCCUCAGCAGCUUUACGCAAACUGUAACUGUAGACACUGGAACGCGCAACGUCACCUUUAGUUACGUCAUCGCACCAUCCUUUACGUUCGAUGAGUCCGCGGGAGUCCUGAAUUUAACAGGCUUAUUGAGCGUCAGCGAAUACGAACGUGCAAUCGAAACUUUGACAUACGACAACACUGCAGAAGAACCUACUGCUCAGUUCAGGGGUUUAAAUGUUGAAGUUCACGACGCGACAUCGUCUGCCAACGUCCCAAUAUAUUUCACUGUACAAAACGUUAACGAUUCCCCAUUUUUCGGUUCGAAGCCACCGGUACUUACUAUAGAAGAAGACAGCUCUCUGUACGCGCCAAUCAGCUCGACAGCCAUUAACAUCUUGGGAAACUCAAUUACCGAUAACGACUUCAAUUCAGAGCUUGCUAUUGGUAUAUUGGGCGCAGAUAAUACAAAUGGUUUGUGGAGCUACCCUGGCCCGACUCACACACUUGUUACAGUAGAGGACGGAGUGCGUGAUGAUUCAGGGAACAUUCUACGCAACACAUCUCUUAGCAAAACUUGUGUGGUGCUGAAUGAACAGUAUCUUAGUUAUACACCAAAUUCCAAUUAUGUUGGGAAUACGACCAUUACGGUUGUUGCAUGGGACAAAACAGGAACCACUUCAUCUUUUUUGAACGGGGACUUUGUUAACGUGACUUGGACUGCACCUGGUGACGCGUUCAGUUCAGACAUGGCCACUGUUACUGUGAUGAUAACUCCAGUGAAUGACGCACCUCACGUGGCACUGACGUCAUCUCAGCUAAUGUUUCAGCUUACAACUGUGGCGGAAGAUUCGGAUGGAGGCAGCGGAAUACGGGUUAGCAAACUCACCGAGGCGUGUGAUGAUGUCGACAUGGCUUACGACGCUACUAUUUUGAACUUGGGAAUCGCUGUUACUUCAUUUGACAACAGUGGUACAUGGCAACGCACUUCUGAUAAUGGUACAACGUGGACAGAUAUAUCUAGCGUUUCUGUGCUACUUGGUUCAAAUGGAGACGCGGAGAGUGAUGGUAUUCGGUUAAUCCCGAAUGCAAACUUUAACGGUGAAGCUUCAUUUACUUACAGAUGCUGGGAUUUCACAAGUGGAACUAACGGAAACGAAGGGGUCGAUGCUUCAUAUAUUGGACCUACAGGUGCAUUCAGUCAACAGCAAGUAACUGGGAUAGUGGAAGUAAGCAACACGAACGACUCGCCAUAUUUCGAAUCUGGCAUUUCAUCUUUGGAGCUCCCUGUUUACUCUGCAUCCGCAUUAAAUAAUCUGGGUAUCACAGUAAAGGAUCUCGUGAAAGACGUAUACAGAGAUAUCGAUCCCACGACAAAUCUUGGCGUUGCCGUAAUAAACACAGAUAGCAGCUUGGGUGAAUUCGAAUACACGUGCAGUGUUACAUCACCGAAUGAGUGGUUUUCAUUUUAUAGUUCGUAUGGGGCGGGUCAAACAAGUCCUGAACCUGUGUCGACAUCUCUUGCGACAGUAUUGUCUUCUACUUGCAGAAUACGCGAAUACGAACGUGCAAUCGAAACUUUGACAUAUGACAACACUGCAGAAGAACCUACUGCUCAGUUCAGGGGUUUAAAUGUUGAAGUUCACGACGCGACAUCGUCUGCCAACGUCCCAAUAUAUUUCACUGUACAAAACGUUAACGAUUCCCCAUUUUUCGGUUCGAAGCCACCGGUACUUACUAUAGAAGAAGACAGCUCUCUGUACGCGCCAAUCAGCUCGACAGCCAUUAACAUCUUGGGAAACUCAAUUACCGAUAACGACUUCAAUUCAGAGCUUGCUAUUGGUAUAUUGGGCGCAGAUAAUACAAAUGGUUUGUGGAGCUACCCUGGCCCGACUCACACACUUGUUACAGUAGAGGACGGAGUGCGUGAUGAUUCAGGGAACAUUCUACGCAACACAUCUCUUAGCAAAACUUGUGUGGUGCUGAAUGAACAGUAUCUUAGUUAUACACCAAAUUCCAAUUAUGUUGGGAAUACGACCAUUACGGUUGUUGCAUGGGACAAAACAGUUUAA